AUGACGCUGCGGCAGCUGUUCCAGAAAUCCAACGGCACGUGGCGACUGCCAUUGGUUAGCAUUCGUGAUCAGCCUGCCUUUCAGUGGCGUGGGCUCAUGCUGGAUGUUAGCCGCCAUUUCUUUUUCCCCAAGGAGGUAAAGCAUCUUCUCAAGACCAUGGCCUUGUUCAAGAUGAACCAUUUUCAUUGGCACCUUACGGAUGACCAGGGCUGGCGCUUUCCUGUAGAGAAGCUGCUCGCAGACAAUACAGGUAGUUUUUAG
Molecule: messenger RNA, 261 nt
Organism: Symbiodinium pilosum
Lineage: Eukaryota; Dinophyceae; Suessiales; Symbiodiniaceae
Source: the annotation of a GenBank genome assembly